This is a messenger RNA of Pelagomonas calceolata, 1632 nucleotides long. NCBI's taxonomy places the organism in Eukaryota, Pelagophyceae, Pelagomonadales, Pelagomonadaceae. The record is from the annotation of a GenBank genome assembly.
AAAUAAACACGACGUACGAGACGCGCCAGCUGCGUACGAGGCUAGUUGUGCUCCUGAAAACAUUUUUAGACUAUUUGGCAGACGCACGGAGCACCAGUCGUAUUCCUCUGAUCAUAGGCGGCUCAGUCCCUCCAAAAAGGCUGAGAGAGCCCCUCGAGUGAAACCGGCGCGCCUACGCACGGGAACCGCUACGUGACAUGUACUCGCCCGCCAGCACGACGCCGCCGCGAACACCGCACUGAUGUGCCGCCCCCCAACCCAAGACGAGAUAGCAAACGAGCCCUCGCUCGCGCGGACCUUCUGGCGGCUGCGGGCCGUCGCCCUCGUCGCGUGCUGCGACGAAGCCUUGUUCAGCUUCGCGACGGGCGCGACGCACUACCCUUAUCUGAGGACGCUCGUCCGCUGCCACGCUCGUUCGUCGAGUUUCAGCGGCUCCGCGCGCUGCGGCGACGCCGACGUCGUUUUACAAAGGGGCGCGCGGCUCGGCGGCUGGGCGACCUUCGCUGUCGUCGUGGGCAACGUCCUGUGCGUGCUGCUCUGGGCGCCGCGGAUCGACUCCUUGGGCAGGCGCCAUACUAUAAUAAGAAGCCUCGGCGGCCUCGCGCUGGGUUUACUGGCUCUGGCCGGCGCGGCACAGCUGGACUCGGUCGCCCUGUCGCUCGGCGCCUACGUCGUCAUGGCCGCGACGUCGGCGACGCAGGCCGCCGCCGCGGCGCUGGCGUCCGAUAGCAUCGAGAAGGACGCGCGCCAGAGAACCGCUCUAGCGGUAGUAGGCGGCGCCCGGGGCGCGGGCACCGUCGUCGCCGCCGCCGCGGGCUACUUUGUUUUGAGAAGGGACCUCGAGGACUAUGCAAUACCCUACGCGGCCUGCGCGGCCCUAGCGUUGAUCGGGGCGGCGCUCGCGCGGGGCGCGUUGCCCGAGGACGCGCCUCCACAACAGACGGAGCGCGACUGGCGCCGCGGCGCGCGGGCCCUCGUAUCAAACUGCCACCGCGCGGCCGCGGCCCUCUCUAUUACAACCGCGGCCUACUACGCCGGCUUCUCUAUAUUAAGCUCGUGGGGCAUCUCGCAGCUCGGCCUCGCGCAGGCGACGCUGUCGCUCGUGGUGUUGGUCCAGUAUGCGGGAAUGGCCCUCGGCGCCCUCGCCGCGAGUCUCGUCGGAGGCGCGAUCGCCGUCGCGGGCGGCUUGGUCGCGACGGGCCUCGCGGCGCCGCGCGCACCUUUAUUGGUCUGGGCGCUGCCGCCGAUCGCGGGCGUGGGACUGGGCGCGGCGUCGACGGCGGCGUCGACUGAAGUCGGUAUCGGCGUCGAGCAGGAAGACCAGGGCCAGGCCCAGGCCGUGCUAUUGCUACUGGGCUACGUCGGGGCGGCCCUGGGGUGCCUCCUGGGCCCCCGGCUCUACGCGCCGGAGGCAUCGGUGUUGAGGGCGUCGCUUCCAUUUUUGGUGGGCGCGGGCGUGGCGGUGGCGACAGCGCUCGGUCUCAUCGCCACGGCGCCUCGCUCAGCGGGACCGCUCGAGGAGACGCUCCUCGACGAAGACUCCGAGGAGGCGGACCCGGGCGAAGUGUGACGAUCCAGCGAGGCCUCCACGCCGUCGACGCGAGUCCCGGAAGAGAACUGUAAAUAAUUGUG